Molecule: messenger RNA, 1535 nt
Organism: Musa acuminata AAA Group (dessert banana)
Lineage: Eukaryota; Viridiplantae; Streptophyta; Magnoliopsida; Zingiberales; Musaceae
Product: F-box protein SKP2A-like
Exons: 5
Coding region: 321-1388 (355 amino acids)
Biological process (GO): SCF-dependent proteasomal ubiquitin-dependent protein catabolic process
Cellular component (GO): SCF ubiquitin ligase complex
Molecular function (GO): protein binding
Source: RefSeq, a predicted model, not a curated record
GUGGCUGCUACCCGCGAAACGGCAACCGUGUUCUGGAUUCGUCAACUCGUGUCGCUACCUGCCGGCCACGCACUGCCUCCACCGACCGCCACGUGUCAGCUGAGGCCACCGGAUCCCCGCCCGUGUCCACCGUCCCCACGGUCGCCGGUCGAUAUAAACCCCCACGGAGCGCUGCAGCCCCCAGGGAGUCUCCGAAGCUCCCCUCGAACUUUGCCCGGUCGAUCGAACCGAUUCCCCACCCAAUCCCUCGAUAAAGGUAGAGGCGAUUCCGAAAUCGGUCCGCGUUUCUUAAAGAAAUUUGUUGAUACUGUUGCUAUCUCAUGGUGUCUGGUAGUGGAGAGAAGAUGGAGGUUGAACCAGAACUUGUGAUGUGCUGGAAGGACCUUCCGAUGGAGCUGCUGCUGCGUAUUCUUUCCCUUGUCGACGACCGAAUGGUGAUCGUGUCUUCAACCGUUUGUACUGGCUGGAGAGACGCAAUCGGCUUUGGGCUUACAAGUCUCUCUUUAUCGUGGUGCAAAAACAACAUGAACAACCUUGUGCGGUCACUUGCUCCCAAGUUCACGAAGCUUCAAGUUUUAACUCUUCGACAAAAUAAUACGCCUCAACUUGAGGACAGUGCUGUUGAGGCAGUUGCUAAUUACUGCCAUGACCUGAGGGAACUAGACCUUAGCAAAAGCCUUAGGCUGACUGACCAGUCUUUGUAUGCUCUAGGCCAUGGAUGUCCCCGCCUAAAUAAACUGAAUAUCAGUGGAUGCUCUGCUUUUACCGACUCUGCCCUUGCAUAUCUUGCUAGUUGCUGUCGAAACCUGAAAACCUUGAAUCUCUGUGGAUGUGCGAGAGCUGCUACUGACAGAGCUUUACAAGCUGUAUCACGUCAUUGCAGUGAGCUUCAGUCUUUGAAUCUAGGUUGGUGUGAGAGUGUCAGUGACAAAGGAGUCACCAGUUUGGCAGCCGGUUGCCCAAAUCUCAGGGCAUUGGACUUGUGUGGCUGUGUCCUCAUAACAGAUGAGAGUGUGAUUGCCAUAGCAAAUUGCUGCCCUCAUCUCAGAUCACUGGACUUGUAUUAUUGUCAGAACAUCACAGACAGGGCAAUGUACUCGCUCGCGAAUAGCUGCAUGAAAAGCCGGUACGGGUUGUGGCAAGACAAUGCUGGCAGCAGUAACGGCAACGACAACGCUGGGCUGGUGAACCUUAACAUCAGCCAGUGCACAGCACUGACGGCUGCCGCCGUCCAGGCCGUGUGCGACACAUUCCCAUUGCUGCACACCUGCCCAGGGAGGCAUUCACUCAUCAUCAGCGGUUGCCUCAGCCUCACUUCUGUGCGCUGUGCUUGUGCCAUCCAUGCUCACCGUGCAGGCAGAGCUUCUCUAGCAGACCACGCCUACUGAGGACCAUGUCUUAGCAAGAUACUCUGAAAGGAGUGGUGUGUACUUGAAGGUAUAACAAGGUAGAUCUCAGGAUCAUGUUGUUGUUCCUAAGCUUGUCUUGAUGUUGAUAACAAGAUAUAAAUUAAGGUUGCUUAUUUUGUUUUGUCA